AUGUUCGGAAUUUCUCCACAUGACAUUGACUUCGCAACAAACGCUACUCCACCUCAGAUGUGUGAAAUGUUUUCCAAGGAAGGAAUUCGAAUGCUGAAUAGAAAUGGAGAAUCACAUGGAACUGUUACAGCCAGAAUUAAUGAUAAGGAAAAUUUUGAAGUUACCACUCUACGUAUUGACGUUGUCACAGAUGGAAGGCAUAGUGAAGUUGUCUUUACAAAUGACUGGAAGUUAGAUGCUGAAAGAAGAGAUCUUACAGUGAAUUCGAUGUUUCUAGGUGUUGAUAUGCAGGGGUUAUUUGAUGAGGCUAAUGAAGCAACAACAGAUUCUUCCGCAAAUGAAAAUAAUACAAGUAAUAAACAAAAAGUGUUAGGACAUUUAUGGGAUUAUUUUAACGGUUGCGAUGACUUGAAAAAUCAUCGCAUACGAUUUGUAGGGGAUCCAGAUGCUAGGAUAAAAGAGGAUUACUUAAGAAUGCUAAGAUAUUUCCGAUUUCAUGGUCGUCUGUCAACAGAAGACACAUAUGAUAGGCAUGAUGAAGAUGUGUUGAAGACUAUAGCCUCAAAUGCUAAUGGUUUGUCAAUAAUAUCUGGUGAACGCUGUUUCAGUGAAUUGAAGAAAAUUCUAUUAUAUCCUUCAACUCCAUUCCUUUUACGUCGGAUGGCAGAUGCUGGGCUAUUUGUUCACUUAGGUCUUCCUGAAAACCCUAACUUUAAAGAAUUAGAUAAAAUCUGGAAUAGAGGUAUACUUUCUUCUGCACCAAACCCGAUUACUUGUUUAGCUGCAAUUAUGACAUCGCCUGUUGAAGUUGAGAACUUAGACAAACGUUUACGUUUAUCUAAUCUAGAUUUAACAAUUCUAUUGUACAUAUUACAUAAACGCGAUUAUUAUUUUAAUUUAUCUAAUGAAAAUGAUAAAAAUGAAAUGAAAUUUUAUCAAAAAGAAUAUUUAUUAUCAUUUGAACCGAAUAAAAUAAAACCAGCUAUAACUGAAUUGUUAAAAUAUUUAGGCAAAGAUAAAUUAUUUAUUGAUGAGUGGUUAUCAUGGCAACCACCAAAGUUUCCAGUCAGUGGUACAUUAAUUAUUGAUCAAUGGGAUAUACGUAAUAAAUUAAUUCGACCAGUUUUAUUUAAACUACGUGAACAGUGGUGUGAAUCAGAUUAUAAAUUAUCAAGCGAUGAAUUAUUAACUGAAAGUAAUAAACAAUUUAUAUUGGAUCAUUUAAAUAGUAAUUCUGUUGAUUGUAUACCUGAAAGAUUUAUAAUUCAAGCUAAAAAAUCACGAAGAUGA
This is a messenger RNA of Schistosoma guineensis, 1290 nucleotides long. NCBI's taxonomy places the organism in Eukaryota, Metazoa, Platyhelminthes, Trematoda, Strigeidida, Schistosomatidae. The record is from the annotation of a GenBank genome assembly.